CCUACAGCUUGCUUAGGUAAAAGCAACAGCCCACGUUGUAGUCUCUUGCUCACAGUCACACUCACUCAAUCUCUCUCUCUCUCUCUCUUUCUCUCUCUACACUGUUUCUUUCCUCUCUAACUUUUCUUGGAAACUCCCCAUUGUCUCUCUGCGGUAACCUUUUUCUCCCCUUCCAUUUAGUAUUUUCCUCUGUAUACGAGAAAGUGAAAGUAAACUGGGAAAAGAAACAGUCGUCAACUUCAUAUUUCGGGUUCAAGCUUAUUAUUUUCAGAUCAUCAUAACAUAAAAGGCUUGCUUUGGGGUCUUGAAUUGGUUCGGGAACACUUUUGUGUGGAUAAAAAGGGGAUAAGAUCGUGGAAGUUUAUACUUUUUAAGGCAAUUCUACUUUGUAACUCUGCUUCUUAUAUCAGUUUCUGAUCCAGGGAUGCUAGCCUGCAUAAACCCGAGAUGAUUUAACGCCCAGUUAUUUAUGCAUUCAUGUGGGUAAAGAGUUGAGUGGGAUUUAUUUGAUAAAUUCGUUCUUGAAGAAGAUGGAGUGGAACGCAAAGUGGGACUGGGAAAGCCUAGCUAUGUAUAGUUCAAAAGCCUGUGAAAAUCCGAAGAAACUACAAUUGACGGACUGGGGGAUUGUAGAGGAGGGCGAAUUAGGCGAUGGAUCGUUCAAUUUAUCGGGGGGAGGCGGGGGUUAUGGCUCCGAUGUGGGCCAAGGCUCUUCGGCUAAGAGCACGAUAUCGGCCUCCACUAACUCCUCGCCCAAGGAUGGGAUGAAAGACUCCAAUUUCACUUUUGAGGGAGGUUAUCCCGGGGAUUUUGGGAAGAAACCGAAACAGUGCAGACCCGAGGUCUCCGAAAACUCCCCGCCUCAGGAUACCUCGGCUGGCUCGGUAGAAGCGUGGAUUGGUCUGAAGCUCGGUAAGAGGACAUAUUUCGAGAACAACAACUGUGCUGGAAACGGCACUAAGGAUUCGUCAAUUUCCACGGCUCCAAUGCCGUCUGGCCCCACAGCAAAGACACGAAAACCGUCUAGUCAGACCGCAACCAUUCCCCGCUGCCAAGUUGAAGGCUGCAACGUUGAUCUCUCUUCGGCGAAAGAGUAUCACCGGAAGCAUAGAGUUUGCGAAAGUCAUUCCAAAUACCCAAAAGUCAUCGUAGGAGGCCUAGAACGUCGGUUUUGCCAACAAUGUAGCAGGUUCCAUAGCUUGUCCGAAUUCGACGAAAAGAAGCGUAGCUGUCGCCGUAGACUUUCCGAUCACAAUGCGAGGCGCCGCAAGCCGCAUCAGGAUACCUUCCAGUUUAAUUCAGCGAGGCUGUCUUCAUCCUUUUAUGAUGGUGAUAGGCAACAAAUAAACUUUGUGCUGAACAAUGCCCCGCUUUUUCACCCUAAAACUGCUGCAAAUUUAGCCUGGGAAAACGCGUAUCCCUCCAAGUUCACGAUUACGAGAGGGUUUUCUUCGGAGCCUGAGAAAACCGGGAGUACGAACAAGCAACCAUACAUGUCGGGGAUUCAGCCGCCAAGUUCAAUCAGUAAGCACGGUAAUACAUUCUUAGCAUCCAAGGGCACCACACCCGAAAGCUUCACACAAGGUGUUAAGGAAUCGGUGUUCCCUUCAAAUACAAGCACGACACAGGAGUUUCCUCGUGCUCUCUCUCUUCUGUCAACGUCUUCCUGGGGUUCAUGUGAACAUAAUUCCACUUCACUCGAUCAUCAUCACCCUACACACGCGAAUCAGAACGGCUUACCCGAGCCAGUGAUGCACGCACUCCCUCUCGGCCUUCCACUUCCCCCGUCGGAGUACUUGCAAGCGGAACAACACCCAGCCGCCAAUUUCCGGGGCCAUUUCUUGGCCUCGAAUACUAAUAGUGGCGGCACUCACCUUCUGGAUGUCCCGCUUCUCAAAGAUUCCGACUUUUAUCUCAAUGCAUUCAACUGACACUGAAAAAUCUUUCAAUGCCAUUUUUUUUUUCCCUCGUUUUUUAGAUUCACCAGUGAUGUUGUAAACUGGUUGUGACAGCGGUGGAAAUUACUGUGAACGGCUGUCGUUUUAGCCUCUGAACAUGUGGAUUCUCUGGUUUGAAGUUUGCUAAUGCAUGGCUUCUAAAUUACUCAUAGUGAAAUAGUUGUUCAUUAUUAUUAUAAUGUAGGGAUGGAUCUAUAUAGUAGUUGAUAUUUUUGGUUUUUUGUUA
Messenger RNA from Ipomoea nil (Japanese morning glory), 2184 nucleotides. RefSeq names its product squamosa promoter-binding-like protein 3. Bases 531 to 1931 code for a protein of 466 amino acids. Gene Ontology annotation, molecular function: DNA binding. The transcript has 6 exons. The record is from RefSeq and is a predicted model, not a curated record. Lineage: Eukaryota; Viridiplantae; Streptophyta; Magnoliopsida; Solanales; Convolvulaceae. Gene Ontology annotation, cellular component: nucleus.